This is a messenger RNA of Brugia pahangi, 4524 nucleotides long. NCBI's taxonomy places the organism in Eukaryota, Metazoa, Nematoda, Chromadorea, Rhabditida, Onchocercidae. The record is from the annotation of a GenBank genome assembly.
AUGGACGUAGAGGGUGCUUUAGCGUUGGAUCUGGCAGAACUGGAGGCAAUGUUGGCGAUUGAUAGCGAACAAGUACGAUAUGAUGAGCAAGUAAAGGGACGAGAUUUUCGAAUGGAAGGAUGCUCUAAACCUUGUUCUUCUGUUGAUGCAUGCGGUAGUCAGUUUGCUGUAGAGGUAAAUUCAGGAAGAAAAAAACCAUCGAUCUCACAAGACGAAAUGAAAAAACGGCGAAGACGAAGAGAUGAUGAAGAUCGAGCUUCACAGAAGGCAGAAUUUCCGCCGUUAUCUUUGACGGAUGAUAAACUGGACCAUGCUAAUUCAGUUAAUGAUGACAGUAUACCUAAUGUAUCGAAAGAUAAAAAACAGAGAUCUGAUAAUACACGAUUUCAGGAUUCAGUGGGCUUAAAAUCGUCGCUGACAUUAACAACUCCCCCACCUGAAAUUGAUGACAGCUACAGUAUUUUUACUAAACCUACACCACCAGAUGAUGUAAAACGCAGAAAUCCUCGUGUUUAUUCAUAUAGUCCGAUUUCACGAACUCGCUUGACUGUUCCUAAACGUCAAUUUUCUCCUGAACCUGCCCGAAAAACUGCGAAAAUAUUGAUCGGUCCGAGAAGAAUAACCGAAACUGUUCACUUGUCGGAUUUGACGAAAAUUUUGUGCAAGGUGAAAGCUAGAGAAUUUUCACUGCCGUUUGGCUUUACCUUGAAGUAUAAGAAACGGUUUGCGGAUGAAUCGAAGUCAGAGACAGUUUCCCUGAAUUUACAUGAUGGCAGGGAUUCGGACGAUGUUAAUUCCUUACAGUUGUCUUCUGAAAAUGAUGUUGAAAAUGAGUUAAAAAAAGAAACCUCAUCAAUACUUGACAUUGCGAUGAAUACUGAACACGUUGCCAUUUCUGCCCAAAAAGAUGAGAUAGGAACCUCAAAAUCACACAAUGAGUCAAAGUACCGCCGAGGGCGGAAGCGAUUGAAUAUGAAUUCUACUACAAGAAAAAUAAGUUCUACUUCAAGUGCGGCAAUACCGGUACGGUAUGCUGUAAAGGAAGAAUCGCCGACUCCAUUAAAUAUAUCAAUUUCAAAGACAACAAAAGGGAAGCCACGGAAAAAAGCAGCGUUGAUCAAAUUGAAACGAGGCAAACCUCGUAAGAACUUUGCAUUUCAUAUCGCUGUUGGUGAAAAUACACCAAACUCAAGUUUACCGAAGAAUGAUCCUUUGACCUUAUCCUCUUCGGAAACCUCGUUAAAGGAUUCAAAUAGAGAACCAGCGCCAGUUGCAUCACAAUCUACAGCGCAUGUGACAAAUGUGUCACACUCACUGUGUUACAGCGAUGAUCGUGGCAAUGAGACUGAUGAACAUGACGAUUCAAAAAUUGAGGUUUUGGAUUCGGGUACGUCGAUGAUAUUCAAUAAUGCAAAUCAAGCUCAAACUAGUGGUGCCAGAAAAAUGGAUAAUAUUUUUGAUACUGAAAAAGAUGAUUAUGAUGAUGGUGAGCGUUUACAUAUUGUGGAAACCGGUGAUGAAGAGGAUUCUUGUGAUACUGAUAAUCGGUUUUUUGAAGGAAAGAAGGGAAAAGAUCCGGAUGAAAUUGUAACAAAUGUCGUCACCAAACUGGUAGAGCAGGUGUGUAUAGCACAUUCAUUGAGUGUUAAUUUGAUAAUGGAACCGUUACGGCGUCCAAAUACGGUUACAGCAGAAGAGUCACGUCGCGUUCCACCACUGCGUAUACGUAUACCACAAAGACGCGAACCACGUCAACGUCGUCCUGCGCGAGUACAUGAUUAUUCUCCCCCAUUGCCUGUUAGCAGAAUACACCGCUUUGAAGAAACGUUGAAAAAGCGAACAUCAGCGGAAAGCUCUAGUGAUGUUGCUGUAGAAGCAAGACAAAAGAGGUCAAUGGGAAACAAAGAAGAUCAAAAGAAAUGCUCACUUAGUAACAAAGAAACUGAUACAAAUCCUCGAUUUCCAUCAAACCGGAAAUCGUCUGCACUGUCUAAUUCGGAUUAUACUUUGCCUCCGUCACCAAUACUGAUAGGCAGCAACCAUGAAGAAGAUAUAAAAGCAAUUCCGUCAGCUGUUCACGAAGGAUUUGGUGAUGUGAAUCCAUCACCGCUGUCGUCUUCAGGGCAUCCCCAGGAAUGCCGUAGUACUAACUUAGAUCCAGCUUUCAAAGAAGGGCAUGAAUGCGAAUCGACUGGUCGAUCUACACGUAAAAGACCGAUUUCAUACGAACAACUCUACCCAUCUUUGUUUAGUCGACGGCGUAAGUCAAGUAUCGUAAAAACUCCUGCAGUGACGCAGCUAAAUGUCUUUGAUUCUGUUGAAUCCGAUGGUGCUGCCAAACUCAGAAGUGGUGUAGAGAAUAGUGAUGCUGUUUCGUCAGGAUGCUUGCCAUCGAAACAGAAACGAAAACGGGGACAAAAUUCGAUUACGGAUAGCAAACAUGCUGAUGACAAACUUCAGCAAUCGUUUGGCGAACAGUUGGAGCUUGACACAAGUAUUUAUGAUUCCGAAGAAGGAAAAGAUCAGAUCAAUUCUUACCCCAGAAGCAGUAAUUUGACAUAUUACGAUGAUGGAUCUUAUGAUGGAGCCAGGAAGAAAGCUUUGACUGAGGUGAUUAAAGCAGAGAACACUGGAAGUGCUGCGGAAGAAGUACAUUCAGGAGAAAAAACAAGGCGUCCUUCAAAUUGUUCGAUGCGAGAUGGAAGAGUUCCAUCAAUAUCUGAAGGACCAGAGCAAGAUAUGACAAUCAGCUCUACAAAUACACGUCGCCGCAGAGUACGUUUAGAUUCAGAAGGAACUAACGAGUUAUCUUCAAAUCUGUCGCAGUCAAUAUCAAAAGGUCGACGGAAAAGUAGUGUGUCAGUUGAUGUUGAUCCUGCAAAAUCUGAGGGGAAUGAAUUUCAUGCUUCUACUCGAUUAAGAAGCAAACGAAUAGACUCGAAGCCAACUUCUGACAAAACAAGGCAAAAAGUGUCGUGCCAAAACAUGCCGUAUUUCAAACGUAUUGCUCAGCGUCGAAAACUUAAUCCACUUGCCAUUGGUUUGAAAAGCCGUUCAGGCGACGAUAAUCCGUCAUUUUUCUAUCGAGAAAUUUUGCUAAGAGGUGAUGAUCUAAAAAAAGAAGAUGGCGCGGAUGUAAUUGUGGAUGUGGAUUCAGAAUUAGUUGCUGAAGGUGAUGAUGAGGUACCGGAUGGGCGUUUAUCAAUUAGUGUAGCAUUUGAAAUCAACAAGAUCAUACCGCGACCAGAAGUGGAUAACGAGGAUGAAUUAAAAAUUGAAAACGAUGGAUAUCUGCUGACAUUGGACAAUGUUAAAACAAUAUUUACAAGCGAAGUAUUGGAUCGAAAACGUUUAUUGAAUGAUAUGCUAACCGUUGUUUCGGCGCAAUACUGCUCCGAGAUUUCAUCACAGAAUGUAUUUGGUGGCGCUUCAAUACGCUACAAUACAAUGGUGAAGAAUGCCCAUCGACUACGAGAUAAAGUUUUGCUAUUCACUAAGGAUCAGCGGGAGAAUGCAAAAUGGGCACAUCAAAUAUUACUUAAACACUUGGCUGUACCAAUGUUGGCUACUUACAUUGAUUUGUUGAGGUUUUGCAAAACAAUAGGGCGCUAUCUAUUGAAUUUCCUUCUGGAGCAAAGCGAUACCGACAAAGUUCUAAACAAAAUGAAUAUUUGUAUUCAGGACUUUAUUUCUGAAAAAGUGCUUGAUCCACAAACAGUUGCUAUCUGCAAAACACUUACUAAAAGACAUGCGAAAAACAUCUGUUUGCUGACCGUUUCACCGACUUUCACACAUGCUGAAUAUCGCUCAAGAUCAAGAUCACACGAAUACAUGUUUCGAGUUUUACUUCCGAAUGUAGCGGAUAGAGUGGAGCCAAUACGGCUGAAUUUGCCAGCUACGCAAGAUAUAUCUAUAUGUGAAGCUGUUGAUCACUGUAUCCGAUUAGUAUCGCGCAGAGUAGUAGAAGUGCAUCGCAAAUACCCAGACCUUAAAAUUGUUUUGGUUGGUUGGGGAACAUCUUGUGUUAUAAACCACCAGGUUGUUCAAUGUAUGCCGAAUGUAUCCGCUAUUAUCAACUUUGCCUUCCCGAUGAAGACGGCCGAUGGACCAAGGGGUGAUGUUGACGAUGAUAUACUGCUUACAUAUUGUCCAACAUUAUUUGUUGUUGGUGAUCAGGCUACUGAUUGUGAUGUUCGUGAACUGCAGGUUAUGGCGACGAGAAUGAUUGCUCCCACAGGAGUAAUUGUUGUUGGUUCAUCAAACUGUGAUUUGCAUCCUUCAACAUUGCGGCUAACUAUCGAACGAUUUACUCACCGAACCGUACAAAGAGCCUUACUAGAUGAUGUAGUCGAUUUUCUACAGUUGUAUUGUUCCUCGUCAACUACUCACUCUUUUCGCUUGCAUCCACUGAAACUUGUUGAAGUGAACGAUGUGGAUUUGUCAGUUCUGCGUACAUCCAAUCUUUUCUCGAGCAACCAGGCGAAAUCUAUUAAAUUCGGUUCUACACUAAAAGCUGGCAAAUGA